Messenger RNA from Striga hermonthica, 1050 nucleotides. The record is from the annotation of a GenBank genome assembly. Lineage: Eukaryota; Viridiplantae; Streptophyta; Magnoliopsida; Lamiales; Orobanchaceae.
AUGCGGCUUUUAUCAUUCCUCAUCCAUUGCUCACUCAAUCAGCACAGUGCCAACACCUCCUCCUCCUCCUUUUUCCUCCUACGCCGCUCCAUGGCCACAGCCGCCGCCUCCGAGCCCAUCAGCCCAUCCAACACCAAGCUGGGCUGGAUCGGCACCGGCGUGAUGGGCCGCUCGAUGUGCUCCCACCUCCUCAAGGCUGGCUACGCUGUCACGGUCUACACCCGCACGCGAUCCAAGGCCGAAGCCUUGCUCUCCGCCGGGGCCCGCUGGGCGGACUCCCCGAGAUCCCUCGCCUCCCAAUCCGACGUCGUCUUCACCAUCGUCGGCUACCCCUCGGACGUUCGUCACGUCAUCCUCGACCCCUCCACCGGCGCCCUCUCCGGCCUACGCGCGGGCGGCGUGGUGGUCGACAUGACCACCUCCGACCCCUCCCUUGCCGUCGAGAUCCACGCCGCCGCAUCCGCAGCCGGGUGCUCCUCCGUGGACGCCCCCGUCUCCGGUGGGGACCGCGGCGCCCGCCUCGCCGCGCUCUCCAUCUUCGCCGGCGGCGAGGAGGGCCUGGUAGCUCGCCUCACACCCCUGUUAAGCCAUCUCGGGAGGGUUUACUACAUGGGCGGGCCCGGGAAGGGGCAGUUCUGCAAAAUGGCGAACCAGGUGACAAUUGCCUCGACCAUGGUUGGGUUGUGCGAGGGUUUGAUAUACGCGCACAAAGCCGGUUUGGAUCUGUCCAAUUACCUGAGUGCCAUUUCCACCGGUGCCGCCGGCUCCAAAUCUCUGGACUUGUAUGGAAGCCGGAUACUGAACCGGGACUUUGAGGCGGGUUUUUAUGUGAACCAUUUUGUGAAGGAUUUGGGGAUCUGUUUGAGGGAAUGUGAGAAAAUGGGAUUGGCUUUGCCUGGGCUGGCAUUGGCUCAGCAGCUGUAUUUGUCGCUUAAGGUUCACGGGGAGGGUGAUUUGGGUACUCAAGCUCUUGUUUUGGCUCUUGAGAGGCUCAACAAUGUGUCGCUUGUGGCACGGAGUUCGGAUGCUUUGGCAGAGAAAAAGAACUGA